AUGGGGUCGGGAUUUCGUGAUGAUCUGCUGCAAAGCUAUUCAGAUGCACAACUAAUCCAGCACAUCCUUUCCUCCCCAUCACCUCCAUCUUCCUUCGACGUAUCUCUGCUUUCUUCACGAUACAUUGCCAAGACUACAAGUAUCGCGGAAGCCGAAGACACUGCACAAGCUAUGGAAAUCGCCCAUCAACUCGGAAUCCGCGGUCCUUCUCUACAGAGGAUGGUCAUAAAUGGGCCAAAUGCGCACUAUGUCAUGGAUAGAAUCGAGGGCACUACUUUGGAUAAUACUUGGACGACGCUGGGUUGGUUUGCCACAAUCAAGCUGGCUUUACAGCUUCGCCGCUUUGUGCGUAUCUUGCGAUCAGUCACCUCAUCCACUGCCGGAUCUCUAGCAACGGGCCAGUGCCGGUCCUUCUAUCUUGAAGAUCGCUUCGGCCUUCCUCCGCGAUCUACACCAUCUGAUUUCGCAGAAUUCUUCCGAUUUUGGGCCAACUUCAGAGGCAUGCGACAGGCAAUGCAAGUCGCAAAGCAGGGUCAGAAACUUAGCGGUGCAGAAUAUGUUCCCCCAACUCAGGGAAACUUCGUUCUGACGCAUCAUGAUCUCGCUCCGCGGAAUCUCCUUGUUUCUCCUUCUGGGCAGCUGUGGCUGCUUGAUUGGGAGUUGGCUGGUUUCUAUCCAAUCUACUUUGAGUAUGCCGGGAUGCUUAACUUUGAUAUGCACUCGACGUGGACCGUUUGGGAUCGUCUACGCUGGUACCUGUUUACAUGGAUUGCAGUUGGGUCCUAUAAGCAUGAAGCUCGUGUGCUCGAAAGUAUGAGGUCGCAUUUCACUAGCUUCGCCGUUGCGAGAAGGUUUGAGCUGCUAGAAAUCGGAGGACCCUCCCGAGUCCCGGCAUCCUAG
Aspergillus welwitschiae is the source of this 900-nucleotide messenger RNA. RefSeq lists its product as uncharacterized. NCBI's taxonomy places the organism in Eukaryota, Fungi, Ascomycota, Eurotiomycetes, Eurotiales, Aspergillaceae. The coding region runs from base 1 to 900 and encodes 299 amino acids. The transcript has a single exon. The record is from RefSeq and is a predicted model, not a curated record.